This is a messenger RNA of Zonotrichia leucophrys gambelii, 3462 nucleotides long. It is a transcript of the gene OGN, whose product is annotated as osteoglycin. The transcript is spliced from 7 exons. Gene Ontology annotation, molecular function: protein binding. Gene Ontology annotation, biological process: bone development; articular cartilage development. NCBI's taxonomy places the organism in Eukaryota, Metazoa, Chordata, Aves, Passeriformes, Passerellidae. The record is from RefSeq and is a predicted model, not a curated record. Gene Ontology annotation, cellular component: extracellular matrix. The coding region runs from base 292 to 1167 and encodes 291 amino acids.
GGAAAUUACCUCUCACCCUGGGAGAGAAUGCUGGCAAAGCAUUUCUACCCCAUGGAAAGCACUUUGCAGACUCAAACUUGGAGAGAGCAUUCAGUUCAGCAAUUUGGAUGUAAUGCAUAACUUGAACCUAAAGUACACUGACAAAACAGUAACUAUAGAUAAGGAUAUCUGGUUUUUCAGUGAGGAGCUUGAAAUCUGCUAAAAAGUCCCAAAGAAAGUGUUCUCCAGAGUCCAGGCACGAGCAGAUCUUCACCAGCUCCCUGAAAGCCACAAACAUCGUUCUGGGCAAGAAUGGAGACUUUGCAGGCUACGUUUGUUUUGUUUGUGUUUGUUCCUUUGGUAAAUGCAGCACCACCUCUACAGCAAGAAUCACUCUAUGAGUAUGAUACAGAUGUUUCCAUGGGAAGCCUGACCCAACAAGACUAUGAAAUGCAAUCCAAGGAUAUAAGAAAGGCUGGAACAAAUGUUUCUCUUGACACCUCCCUAAUGCUACAAAGCGAUGACAGCCAACUUGAUGUCCCACCAACAAAGGACACAAACCUGCCCACGUGCUUGCUGUGCGUGUGCCUGAGCGGCUCCGUGUACUGCGAGGAGAUCGACAUCGAGGCCGUGCCGCCCCUGCCCAAGGAAACCGCCUACCUGUACGCCCGCUUCAACAAGAUCAAACGCAUCGCGGCCUCAGACUUCGCCGACAUCACUACCUUGAGAAGAAUUGAUUUUAGUGGAAAUAGGAUAGAAGAAAUAGAAGAUGGAGCCUUUUCAAAGCUUCUGCUGUUGGAAGAACUUUCUCUUGCUGAAAAUCGACUUGUCAAACUUCCUGUUCUACCUCCCAAACUAACAUCACUUAAUGCAAACCAAAACAGAAUCAAGAGCAGAGGAAUCAAAGCAAAUGCUUUCAAGAAGCUCACAAAUUUGGCCUACCUCUACUUAGGACACAACGCACUGGAAUCUGUGCCCCUGAACUUACCGGAGAGCCUGCGCAUUCUUCACCUUCAGUACAACAACAUCACGAGCAUCACGGAUGACACGUUCUGCAAGUCCAACAACACGCGCUACAUCCGCACGCGCAUGGACGAGAUCCGCAUGGAGGGCAACCCCAUCGUGCUGGCCAAGCACGUCAACGCCUUCUCCUGCCUGAGGAUGCUGCCCGUGGGCACCUACUACUGACCCUGCUGGGGCCAGCCAGGCACCUAACAAGGAUCUUCUUCCUCUGUUUACAAGCUCAUAUCCUCUCCCUUACUCGUGCUCUUUUCCUGCGAUGUUGCACCGUUCUCUGAAAUAACCAGCUCAGUUACUUCAGUCAUUAUGGUGUCCCUCGUGCUUUCAGAAUCUUUUCUGUUAUUCAAAGUGUAAAAAUAUAUAUACAUGCACACACAUUAUCUCAACUUUUAUUUCACCACAUACUCUUUAGAUAAAAUCACACAAAACUGCUUAUUCUCAUUCUUUACCAGCACUCAGAACAACCACCACACUUUACUUGCAGAUAAAUGCAAGAUUUUCUUUGAGCAAACCAAGAGGAAAAAUAUUUCUGAAUUCUAAUCCCACUCUUUUAAUCUGGAGUGAAAUCUUUUCAGCUGACCUUCAAAAGUGUAUUGGAUGAAGAUGCAGAUGAGAGAAAGUUAUGUUUAGAAACAGAACUUCUCAAAGCUUAAAUUCAUUAACAUUUUUUAAAAACUCGAUUUGUGGUAAAUGAGAAUAACUCCUAUUUAGGUUUAGUACACCAAGGAACAUAGCAACUAGAACUUUGCAAAGAUGUUUUAGAUUUCCUUCUACUAUUCUGCUUUGAAAAUAACAUGUGUUUUAUUUUUACACAAUGUAUUUUUAAGUGAAAUAUAUAUGUUUUGCUGAGCUGUUCUUGCAACAUCAGCUUCCUAUUUUAAAAGGACAGUCUACAUACAGAAUAACAGACUCAAAUACCUUUUUUAUUAACUAAUGAUGUCGACCAAGCCUUGGUUCCACAGCUCCUCCUGACAGGAAAUGUGACACUAUAGUUAAAAGCAAAGCUGAAUUCAUGUGUUUACCUGUAAAUAAGUAUGAUUUCAUCUAGAUGUCAGAACAAAGAAAGAUUUACCCUUCUGCAACAAUACUUCUGAUCAUUAGGGAAAAAUCAAAUCAGACUUGGAAGCUACAAAGAAAAGUUGAUUCCAUCAUUAACCUGAAAUCAGAGGUAACUUCAACCAUUUCACUCAAUGCCUUGAACAUAUGCAGUGUAAUAAAAACACAAAUUGACUUUGCAGGCCUUGACACUCAGUUCAUCACUGAUAAAGGGCACAAUGUUUUCAAUUCCUCAAGUGAACAUUUCUGACAUCCAGUUUCUCCCUUCCAAUACCUAGCACAGGUGGAAAGCCUCCAGACAAAUUAAAGCCAAAGGUGUGCUAGUUAUUAUUACCACAUCCACUUUGUACUACUUUUGAAGCUAGUAUAGAUUCCUAAUUAGUAGAAAUAGUUAAGCAUCAAAUGCAUGAUGAUGUAUCACUACAUCUAAAACAUUGAUUUUACAAAAUAUUUGGUAUUAGUUUUAUUUAUCUUAUUUAGCUAAGCCUUGAUUUGUUAGUGCUUGUGCUAUGGGGAAUUGAUGGCACUUAAUUCUGAACAGAUAUUUUUGCCCUGAACCCGUUUCCCAAGAAAAACAGCAACCCCCAAUAUUUUCCAUUUUAAGUUAUUUAGUGUAACAAGAAGGAAAUUCCAUUGUCUUAAUUGAGAACAAAACCAAGUCCGGCAGCAACACUUGGUUUUCAUUUUUCCACAUAAAUCAUAGAACUUUGAUGUUCCCAGGUCUUUAUCAAAACAUGAAAAACAACUUCAAAGCAUAUAAAAAUACAUUCCAAUGUCAAGCCAAAUCUCUAUUUGGAAAAAAAUAAACCCAUCCAUUCUGUCCCAUCUCUUGUGAUAAAUGCCUAAGAUGGAAAAAACACAGCUGUAAGUGUAAUAAUGUUACAUAAGCAGCAGCCCCUGAUCUUAUUCUCAUCACAAAUCAUUGCCACUAAAACUCUUUUCAGUAAAUCACCAAAAUAAAUAAAUACCAGUAAAUAUCACCAAAAAUGUGUAUACACAAAUAAAUGCAUGUUUUUGUAAUAUAUACACACACAUGUAAACAUUCCAAGACCUCCCUACUACCACACAAUUAAUUUCACAUUAAAAUGUUGUAUAUAUUUCUGAAACAUACUAAUUAUCAUCAGUAACACUGAUUAAUGCUCUAAACACUUUGUGAGCAAAGCAAAGCAGCCAAGUGGUAACUCCUGAAUGCCUCAUGCAGGCACCAAGUUCUCUGAUGUGUUUUACUUGAUUUUCCCCAUUCACAGCAAGUUCAUCAAAGCAUGAAGUGAGAAAGGCUUCAGCAGGGAGGAUUUCCACCUCCUAUUUCUGUACUAAUCUCAAGCUGAAUGUAAACCAUUUUAUUUUUUUCCUAUCACUCAUUUCUGUUCUGAAAUUCCAAUAAAACUUGAAUUUUUGUUCUUGUUU